This is a messenger RNA of Funneliformis mosseae, 319 nucleotides long. The record is from the annotation of a GenBank genome assembly. Lineage: Eukaryota; Fungi; Glomeromycota; Glomeromycetes; Glomerales; Glomeraceae.
AAGUGGCAAAGUUAGCUUACCUUCAUUGAUUGAUCCUUCUCUGUAUUUGCUAGAAUUAUUUACUUUCUCAAGUUCUGAUGUGAUAAAUUUUCAGAAAAAUAUCAGAGCUUAUAAUAGCUUUUUAGCAUGCUCUUCUUUUAGUGCUAAUAUUAAUGAAAGUUUUCAAGAUCAAAGGCCUUUACUACUUUCUAAAGAUCAAAAGUCAGACUUUGUUCAGUUUUAUAUCUAUGAUACUGAUCAUAAAAAUAGUAAUAAGCUUCAUAUUAUGUAUAAUAUAAAUGCUAAAAUUUUACAGUCUUUACAGAUCAUAUUGAAUUAA